AUGAGAAAGAUAAGAGGUUUCAAGAUUGGCAAAAGGUUAGUCCGGAUCUCGACCUGGAUCUUCCGUCGGACCCGGAUCCACCCACCAGGUUACAACCUUUUAGGCCAGUCAGAAUCAGAAUCAACAUGCAGGUCCAAGCUAAAGUCCAUUUCGAAAAUCUUCAACUGGGGUCGUCGUUUAACAAAAGGAGCUAAAGCACUUUGCAGUGCAAAACCCGGUUCGGGUUAUGUACCCUUGGGUCAUGAAAACGAACCGUAUUGUGAUAAACCGGCUACAGUACCAAAAGGUCAUUUGGCUGUUUACGUAGGUCAAAAAGAUGGUGACUUUCAUAGAGUUUUGGUGCCUGUGAUUUAUUUUAAUCACCCUUUGUUUGGUGAAUUAUUAAGAGAAGCAGAAGAGGAAUACGGAUUUAAUCAACAAGGUGGGAUUACAAUUCCUUGCCGAUUCUCGGAGUUUGAGAGGGUCCAAACCCGGAUAAAAGCUGGGUCAUGUGGAAGGAAGCCGACGUGGAAACUACGCGAAUUAGUCAAUUUGUCCGUUCCAACGAAGUUUCAGCAAGAAAUUAAGCUAGUGGUUGGUGCGAGUGCGACAAAAGGAAGGCCUCUUGGUCAAGUCGUUGAAACAGUCCAAUGGGCCAAGCCGAAUUUGCGAGGCCCUAAUAAAUACGUCGUCGUCCUAGCAGUGGGAGCUGAUAAACAAGAGCGACGUCGUUUUCAACGAAUUAAGAGUUCCAAAACAGAAACGACGGCUCAUGAAAAAGAGAGAGGGAGACGGAGAGAAAACACACAAAUUGAAAAAAGCAUUCACUCUGGAGGAGUUCUAUUUUCAGAAACUUCCAAUUAUCUUGCCAAAAAAACAAUGAUCGAGACAGAUCCAGUGGAACUACUUCGAGGAGCAUCAUAA
Dovyalis caffra is the source of this 903-nucleotide messenger RNA. The record is from the annotation of a GenBank genome assembly. NCBI's taxonomy places the organism in Eukaryota, Viridiplantae, Streptophyta, Magnoliopsida, Malpighiales, Salicaceae.